Molecule: messenger RNA, 1298 nt
Organism: Homalodisca vitripennis (glassy-winged sharpshooter)
Lineage: Eukaryota; Metazoa; Arthropoda; Insecta; Hemiptera; Cicadellidae
Product: protein FAM166B-like
Exons: 7
Coding region: 71-808 (245 amino acids)
Source: RefSeq, a predicted model, not a curated record
GCCCUCAGUUUUAAUUCGACUUGGUCCGACAACACGAACUGACUUCGCGCUCGCUCUUAUGUCAUGAACUAUGUUUGUGGAUCUUACGAGGCCGGAAAGAGAUGACUUUCUAUCACAAACAACUGGAUGUUUAAUUCCAGGAUACACUGGCCAUUGCCCGACCCUCAAGUUUAGGAUAGGGAAGCGAUAUGGUGCCAACACCCAGGAGAUCAUGAAAGACCUGAGUGACCGAGGGGUGCUGAAGCGCCAUGUCGCCGACCAGUACCGCCAGGCCGACCCUCUGCAGGCCAUGCUCACCAACGGCCAAUUCUCCGUCAUAGAACACGCCAAGGGUCAGACCAGAGACCUCAAGAUAGACUCCUCGAACCGGUGCCGUCGCUACAUCCUGGGAUACACGGGCUAUAUUCCUGGGAUGCACUUCCGCUACGGGACGUCAUUCCGGCGAGCAGCGGACGCGAGCGUUGACGACUUCUCGCGGCGCAUGUCUCAGGAAGCCAGCCGUCGGGCCCUAGAGACGCCCCUGAGGGCACGGAGUCGCAGCGCCCCCCGCCUGGUUAGCAUAAGGGCUCGUGACCAAGUGAAGACCUCACUGGAUCAGUACUGCCAACACAACAAGUUCCAAGAAGCGCACAUAACUCCCGAAUUCCCACCCAUAGCCGGGUACACGGGUCACAUACCGAGGGUGAAGGGGUCCGAGGCCUCUCUGAGCCAGCGCUACCACACCGCGGCUAAACGCGGCCUCACUCUACUUCGGCAGGAAGCAGAGGAGCAGGCGAUGUCCCAGCACAACUUUUCUCGAUCUCGCUAGCUCCUGAGUCGGUCUCUGAACAGGAGAAGCGGAGAGGAUUGUCCCACGUGAAUACUUCAGUACAGUGUGCGCUGCCACCUCGCCCCUUCGAUUGCCGAUCACCUGGCUGUCCCUACACAGCCCACUGAGUCAUCUUACACUUCAUAUUAAAGUUACUUUUUGUUAAGUUACUUUACUACGUCCAGUUAAAGUUGAUUUAGUUGUUCGUUACUUUAACACAAAUACUCACUUUAGUAGACACGUAAGGGCAAGAGUACGAGUAUAAGUAUAAUGUAACGAGCGUGUUGUGCAACAUUGAUUCAUGCUCGUGAAGUUAGUGAAAACGUGGUGAUAAAAUAAAUAUUUCAAAUUUGUUGGCUUUCCUUUCAAAAUAAUUUAAACAGGGAUACUAGCUAUUUAGACAGCGACAGAUACAUCAAUCUUUACAUCUUACUACUUUCAAUCAGAAUCCUUAAUAUCUUCACGUAUUUCACGAUCUGUUCAGGUCUGA